Messenger RNA from Brassica rapa (field mustard), 1849 nucleotides. RefSeq names its product acetolactate synthase small subunit 2, chloroplastic. Gene Ontology annotation, cellular component: cytosol. Gene Ontology annotation, molecular function: acetolactate synthase regulator activity; acetolactate synthase activity. Lineage: Eukaryota; Viridiplantae; Streptophyta; Magnoliopsida; Brassicales; Brassicaceae. The record is from RefSeq and is a predicted model, not a curated record. Gene Ontology annotation, biological process: L-valine biosynthetic process.
UUAUAGAGUUUUUACUGUAAUAAACCUAAACUUCUCAUAAUUACCAAAACUAUCAAUGAAUAUUCUCAACAUUUAGAUAAGGUUGACACGUCAGCCCUUUUGGGCUUUAAAGCCCACUUAGCGUUCAUGUAUGACCCACGAAUAGACAGACGCCCACUCGAAAACCUUCUCGUACGGUAUGAUUCUGUCUCAGUUACAAAUCUCCUCUCGUCUUCAGUAAGCAAAUCCUCGUCUCUCUUCUCUUCUCUUCAAAUGGCGUCAGUUUCCUCAACCUCCUCCCUCUCUCUCUUCUCCUCGAGAUCGGCAUGCACCGAUCCUUCUCCCCCUCUCUUCCCCUCGACGACGCGUGGCAAUGAAAUGUGCAAGAGAACAAAGAGUCUCGUUCAAUGCGUCAACGGGAACGUCUCUGACGCUUCUUCCUCCGCAACUCCAAAUUCGAAGGUGAGGAAGCACACGAUCUCAGUGUUCGUUGGAGAUGAAAGCGGGAUGAUUAAUAGGAUCGCAGGAGUCUUUGCGAGGAGAGGGUACAAUAUCCAGAGUCUUGCUGUUGGUUUGAAUAGAGACAAGGCUCUGUUCACUAUUGUUGUCUCUGGUACGGAGAGGGUUCUUCAGCAGGUCAUCGAGCAGCUCCAGAAGCUCGUUAAUGUCCUAAAGGUGGAAGAUAUCUCGAGUGAGCCGCAAGUGGAGCGUGAGCUGAUGCUUGUGAAAGUGAAUGCACAUCCGGAAUCCAGGGCAGAGAUCAUGUGGCUAGUUAACACAUUCAGAGCAAGAGUUGUGGAUAUUUCGGAGCAUGCAUUGACUAUUGAGGUAACUGGAGAUCCUGGGAAAAUGAUUGCUGUGGAAAGAAAUUUGAAGAAGUUUCAGAUCAGAGAGAUUGUCAGGACGGGAAAGAUAGCACUGAGAAGGGAAAAGAUGGGUGCUACUGCUCCAUUUUGGCGGUUUUCAGCAGCGUCCUAUCCAGAUCUCAAGGAGCAAGCACCUGUUAAUGUUCUUCGAGGUAGCAAAAAAGGAGAUGUGCUCCCUCCAAAUGACAAACCAGCAGGGGGAGAUGUUUAUCCCGUUGAGCCAACUUCUGACCUGAUGGUACAUCAUGUUCUUGACGCUCACUGGGGACUUCUCACGGACGAAGAUACGAGUGGACUACGGUCACACACUCUAUCUUUGCUUGUAAACGAUGUUCCAGGAGUCCUUAAUCUUGUAACUGGUGUUUUCGCUCGAAGGGGAUACAAUAUUCAGAGCUUGGCUGUAGGACAUGCUGAAACAGAGGGCAUUUCACGCAUUACAACAGUUGUUCCUGCAACAGAUGAAUCAGUCAGCAAAUUGGUGCAGCAACUUUAUAAACUCGUAGAUGUGCAUGAGGUGCGUGAUCUUACUCAUUUGCCAUUUGCUGAGAGAGAACUGAUGCUGAUUAAGAUUGCUGUGAACGCUGCUGCAAGAAGAGAUGUCCUGGACAUUGCUAGUGUUUUCAGGGCAAAAACUGUUGACGUAUCCGAUCAUACAAUUACUUUGCAGCUUACUGGUGAUCUUGACAAGAUGGUGGCACUGCAAAGGUUGUUGGAGCCUUACGGUAUAUGCGAGGUUAGUUUUGCAAUCUAUUUCUCUCUUAGUCAAUGUUAUAACUUGUAAGUCUCAGGGUUAACUAGAUCCAUCGAUGUUGUUAUCCUUCGCAUGGUCUCUGAACCACAAAUCCAAAUGAAAACUGGCAGUAGUUAAUAGUAGUACAGUUUGUAGUCUUAGAAACAGAGGAGUGAAAUCUAAGUCUUGUAAAAUGGAUAACCGAAUCUGGACCAUGUUCGGUUGUAUUCUACCUCAUCUGAUUGUGCUUAGAACAAGAAUCAGUCUACUUUAA